Messenger RNA from Bufo gargarizans (Asiatic toad), 1808 nucleotides. RefSeq names its product ankyrin repeat domain 53 (gene ANKRD53). Bases 404 to 1648 code for a protein of 414 amino acids. NCBI's taxonomy places the organism in Eukaryota, Metazoa, Chordata, Amphibia, Anura, Bufonidae. The transcript is spliced from 6 exons. Gene Ontology annotation, molecular function: protein binding. The record is from RefSeq and is a predicted model, not a curated record. Gene Ontology annotation, cellular component: spindle pole. Gene Ontology annotation, biological process: positive regulation of microtubule polymerization; regulation of mitotic spindle organization; mitotic metaphase chromosome alignment.
CUGCCUCCGCUCAGGGCUGCUGUCUCUUGUGCUGUCACGCUCAGGGCUGCUGUCUCUUGUGCUGUCAGCGCUCAGGGCUGCUGUCUCUUGUGCUGUCACGCUCAGGGCUGCUGUCUCUUGUGCUGUCAGCGCUCAGGGCUGCUGUCUCUUGUGCUGUCUCUGCUCAGGGCUGCUGUCUCUUGUGCUGUCACGCUCAGGGCUGCUGUUUCUUGUGCUGUCACGCUCAGGGCUGCUGUCUCUUGUACUGUCUCUGCUCAGGGCUGCUGUCUCUUGUGCUGUCACGCUCAGGGCUGCUGUCUCUUGUGCUGUCUCUCCUGCAUAUAGAGGUUAUGGAGUGAGACGCGGCUGCCAUGUCCUAGAGAAACCCCCCAGUGACCGCCCGAAUCUCUGAACCCCAGAAGACAUGAAUGCGGCAAGAGACCAGUCAAUGGCGGCCUCCAUCGGGAACGUGGACUGGCUACAGCUCUGUAUGAAGACAGCAGACUCUCAGGUCAAGGCAGAUGGAUACGGAUUUACCACCCUGCACAUGGCGGCCCUACACAGCCGCCUCCAGUGCCUAAAACUCCUGCUGGAAGACUACGGCAUGGAUGUCAACGUGCCCAGUGUGUACGGGUGGAGGGCGCUGCACCUGGUGAUGAAUCGGAAGAGUGGGCAGCGGGCAAUGCCAUGUCUGCGGUAUCUGCUGCAACGAGGAGCCGACGUGAACGUAAAGAGCCAGAACCUGACGACCCCCCUGCACCGGGCGGCCAGCGAGGGUCUGGAGGACUGUAUAGCUGUGCUGGUGGAAGCUGGAGCUGAUGUCCACGCCAGGGACUCCGAGGGCAACAAACCCAUCGACCUGUGUCAUCUCUGGUGCCGCCGAUCCUCAGCCAGGUUCCUCCGCAGUGCGAUGUGGAAGAAGGACAAGGAGGACGAUGCGCGGGAGCUGAAGACAUUGGUAGAAAUCAGACGAAAGAUUGAGAAACUGGAUAAAAACAUCUUCUUACAGAUGACAAUUCCAUCUAACGACUCCACAGAAACCAAGAAAACAAGUAUGAAAAGGGAAACUUUUCCAAGGUCUGGAGCAGCUCAUCAUGGUGCGGACUCUAGAUACUGUCGAGGAGGAAAGGCCAAGCAGAUGAAAACAAGAUUCACUGGAAAAGAAAGUAACAAAAACGCAAUAGUACCCAAAGGGAGAGGAAAGCAAGUAAGCGAAGGAAGGAAGUCAACAUCUAAGAAUUCUUCAUGGAAUCCAAGCACCAACCCACAUAAACCACCAACCUUGUAUAUUAACCGGUCCCCAACACUCUGGCAGGGUAUUUACCAAGAAGAUGUCACCAAAAAGGACAUUAGCUCUAAAGUUUUGCUCACUAAAGAUGAGCAAGGGCAACUGCAAAUCCAGACUUUACAACAUCAAGUCUUCUCUCCACCAAACUUGCCAUAUGAAGUUAUCGAGAGGUGCCUGUUCCCGAAGAGAGGUCCUCAAGACAGGAUCCAGAUUCCCAAAGAUUUCAAGGCCACUCAUGUUUUCGAUGUACCAAGAAAGCAGCAGCCCCCAGAAUCCCAAAAGCCGGUGUCAGAAAUCUCUCUUCACUUAAGGCGAAACCUCGACUCGAAGUUCAGGAAGUCGCCUAAAGAACCGGCACCACUGAAAGCUGUUCCCUUAUAGCUGAGUAAGGUCCAUUAAAACUUUCCUGUCGUUAUGAGAGCACUUGAUCUGAACUAUAUGGACAAUUGUUUGGUAGCACAAUCUGAUCACUUAAUAAUCUCUCAUUUUCAAACUCAAGAAGAUUCAUAAUUCAGAUGAGUAAUGCAAUGUAUAAAAGUGG